Messenger RNA from Sphaeramia orbicularis (orbiculate cardinalfish), 2586 nucleotides. It is a transcript of the gene gabrg3, whose product is annotated as gamma-aminobutyric acid type A receptor subunit gamma3. The record is from RefSeq and is a predicted model, not a curated record. NCBI's taxonomy places the organism in Eukaryota, Metazoa, Chordata, Actinopteri, Kurtiformes, Apogonidae. Gene Ontology annotation, molecular function: extracellular ligand-gated monoatomic ion channel activity; GABA-A receptor activity. The transcript is spliced from 9 exons. Gene Ontology annotation, cellular component: membrane. Gene Ontology annotation, biological process: gamma-aminobutyric acid signaling pathway; monoatomic ion transmembrane transport; chloride transport. The coding region runs from base 238 to 1578 and encodes 446 amino acids.
AGGAUCCAACUGCACCAACUCUCACACGGAUCUGCUCUCCUGUCCUUUUCUAAGCGGGAUUUGAAAACGACUGUGGUGAACGAUGACUGUAUUUCCUGCUGGAUUACAAACUAUGAAGUAUUUUGUCUCCGUUUUCCCCUCGGAGCAGCUGUGACCAUCGUGUCCAGUGUCCGCAGACGCCGAUACGCACCGUGCGCACACAACCACACUCUACUUGUUGUCAUCCUGCAACAAAACAUGUCAUCCAAACUCCUGUCUUAUGUCCUGCUUCUGUCAGUCCUUCAUACCUGCUCUCUAACAAUGGAGUACGAAGAGGAGUAUGAGGAUGUAACUGUGAACCAAAUGCUGGCUCCAAAAUCUCAACAAACAGACGCCACGGAAAUACUCAACAAUCUACUGAAGGAGUAUGAUAAGACACUGCGUCCUGAUAUUGGAGUUAAACCAACCGUCAUAGAUGUUGACAUCUUUGUGAACAGCAUCGGACCGGUUUCAUCAAUAAAUAUGGAAUACCAGAUUGACAUCAUCUUUGCUCAGACGUGGACAGACAGUCGACUAAGAUACAACAGCACAAUGAAAAUACUGACUCUGAACAGCAAUAUGGUUGGUCUGAUUUGGCUGCCUGAUACAAUCUUCAGGAACUCCAAGACUGCCGAGUCCCACUGGAUUACGAUGCCCAAUCAGCUCCUGAGGAUAUGGAAUGAUGGGAAGAUACUUUAUACUUUAAGGCUAACUAUCAAUGCAGAAUGCCAGCUGCAGCUCCACAACUUUCCAAUGGAUGAGCACUCCUGUCCUCUUAUCUUUUCCAGCUAUGGAUAUCCACGAGACGAGAUGAUUUACAAGUGGAGAAAGAACUCUGUGGAGGCGGCUGACCAAAAAUCCUGGCGGCUCUACCAGUUUGAUUUUAUGGGCCUGAGAAACACCACCGAUGUAAUAAAGACCACAGCAGGCGACUACGUGGUGAUGACGGUGUACUUCGACCUAAGCAGAAGAAUGGGCUACUUCACCAUCCAGACAUACAUCCCAUGCAUCCUCACUGUGGUCCUCUCCUGGGUUUCCUUCUGGAUAAAAAAAGAUGCCACUCCAGCGCGAACCGCUUUAGGUAUAACCACGGUGCUGACUAUGACCACUCUCAGCACAGUGGCCAGGACUUCGUUACCCAGAGUGUCCUAUGUCACGGCCAUGGACCUUUUCGUCACUGUCUGCUUCCUGUUUGUCUUUGCUGCUCUGAUGGAAUACGCAACAUUGAAUUACUACUCACACAGCACUCGAAGGCCCAGCUGCAUGGAAACGAAAAGAUCAAACUACUCUGUCCUGGAUGUGAGACCUCCUCACACUGUCAUCGCUUUAAACAACUCCAUGUACUGGCAGGACUUUGAGGACGCUUGUGUCUACGAGUGUCUUGAUGGAAAAGACUGCCAGAGCUUCUUCUGCUGCUACGAAGAAUGUAAAGGAGGCGCUUGGAGAAAAGGACGGGUCCACAUAGAUCUACUUGAACUGGAUGCUUACUCCCGUGUCUUUUUUCCCACCUCAUUUUUGCUGUUUAACAUUGUCUACUGGGUGGGAUAUCUCUACCUUUAGCACAAUUCAGGAGUUUGCAAAAGGAGGACAGCACAGUUCAACACAAAACAUUUGAGAGCAUUGAAAGGCAACCAAAUAAAGUCUUUCCUGUGAAGCUGAUACCUGGAGAUAAAAACAGAGAACAGGCCUGUGCCUCACAGAGACUGCUGCCUCUGUGACUUCAGGUAUGAAAAAACCAACAAUAUUUACCGACUCCCUUCAUAUGCUGGUCACAGAGGAAAGGAAGGAUGGACUGUCUGUCACACAAUGACAACAUGAACACAAAGAAGGGAAUGUGCUUUGCACUGCUACACAAACUUCUCAGUCAGGAAGAUGACUUGUAUUGUAGUAGUGAAUGUACCGACACAUUAUUAUCCAGCCAUCAGUCAAACCCAGUUGAUGAAAAUCCAAGGACAUUCAAACCAUUCAUAGUGCCUUCCACUGGAGGGGUAGAUACAAUCUGCUACAAUAAUCAGGGAAUAAUGAUUUAUUAAAAAAAAAAAAAAAAGAUGAGCCUGGCUUUGACUGAUUAUGGCUGUUCUCAUUCAGAGCUGUGAGUUACAUUUAUGAAACAGCCAUUAGUUGGAACAACAUGAAGACUCCACUUCUUAUCUUGAUGAUACUGACUUUCAGCGUUUUAUAUUGACUUAUUACUCCUGCUUGCAACUCCAUUUUGUCUCCUUAAGAGUAUCCCUGUGCCCCUGACAGCUUUAUUAGCAUAUUGUAAUUUAUUCAUAUUUGUUUCCAUACAUGACAGCAAUAGAGUGCUGCAGGGAGGACAUAUAUUUUUAGACUAACCUGGAAGUUAGCAUCUUAACAAAAAGCCACUGGGAGUUUUCCACUGUAAACAUACAUUUAUGAUACCUUUUCAGCAAUAUAAGGUUGACAAACCACCUAAAUAAUUUUUUAAAGGUUCAAUUUGGAAGAUUUUCAUGGGCUUGUGUAACCAUGAAUUUUAGUAAAGGAGUUCUUUUUUUUUUUCUCGGAAUUGAGUGCGCUAAAUUCACUUCUAAGCUAACAAUCUCCUUA